Colletotrichum paranaense is the source of this 1947-nucleotide messenger RNA. Its product is annotated as fungal specific transcription factor domain-containing protein. Gene Ontology annotation, biological process: regulation of DNA-templated transcription; DNA-templated transcription. Gene Ontology annotation, cellular component: nucleus. Lineage: Eukaryota; Fungi; Ascomycota; Sordariomycetes; Glomerellales; Glomerellaceae. The record is from RefSeq and is a predicted model, not a curated record. Gene Ontology annotation, molecular function: DNA-binding transcription factor activity, RNA polymerase II-specific; zinc ion binding; DNA binding. The transcript has 4 exons. The coding region runs from base 1 to 1947 and encodes 648 amino acids.
AUGUCGCUCUUCCUCACGCCCAGAGACCGCUAUGCAACAGAUGCAAAGGCACCGCUGGCCUGUGGCAGCUGCAAGCGACAAAAGCGCAAAUGCGACAAGGCGCGCCCGGCGUGCGGGUUAUGCACCCGCAUGGAACGCCGGUGCGACUACGCCGAGCCCGCACCGGCCGCCCCGACCGCCGACGACUUUGCAGCCCUGCAGCUGAAGCUCAUUGAGCUCGAGGGCCGUCUAAACACCGCCGGGAGUGGCGGCACACCUGCGUCCUCAUCGUCGGCGGGCACAGGCGGGGGCGGGGUCAGCGGACGUACACCCGGCCCUGGUCCUGGUCCCGCAUCCAACUCAAGUUCCGCAUCGGGGUCCGCUGCUGGGGGAGGCAUGGAGGAAACACCGUCUGCUGCAUCAGUCUUCACGCCACUUGAACCUCUCUGGGAACAGCAAGCCUCAGCUCAGUACCCGCCAGAUGCCUUUCUCGAUCUUUCUUCCACGGAAUGGUUGAACCAAUCUCUCCCGAGACCCGUCAUCGACAUCCCAAACGAAGUCCUCCAACAUCUAGGCGACGGCCACGCAAUCCAACACGCCGUAAACGCCUACUUCACCACAAUCCACACCUGGCUCCCCAUCGUCUCCAAGAAGCGCAUGAACAUGGGCGCCGCCCUCAGCCAAGGCGGUCCGGACCUGGCCAUGCUCUUCCUCGCCAUGAAGCUCGCGGCCACCAGCCCGACGGACGUCCUCGCGGGUGGUUCCCAGCACAUGGCAAUUUACCGCGCCGCCAAGCGCUUCAUGUCUCUGCUGGAGCACAGCGGCGCCACGUCGCUCAUGGUACUGCAGUCCAUGACGCUCAUCGCCUACUUUGAGUACGCCCACGCCCUCUACCCGGCCGCGUGGAUCACCGUCGCUGCCUGCGUGCGGUAUGCUGAUUUCCUUGGUCUGCCUGGGUCUCACGAGGGGACUAUUAUCCUGGCUUCGCCUACAACGUGGACAGAGUUGGAGGAGCGGUCGCGGACGUGGUGGGCCAUCAUCAGCCUCGACCGCAUCAUCUGCCUCGGCAACAAGAAACGCUACCUCUCCCCUGAGCCGCAAGAUAACGAGACAUAUCCCGUAGACGACUCAGCAUGGUACCCCAUCCAGGACGAAGGCCGCGUCGGCCGCGUGGCCCAUCACAACAUCACCUCCCCGCCCCCGUCUCCACCCUCACCCUUCUCCUCCCUCUGCCGCUCCGCCCUCAUCGCCGGCAAAAUCAUAACCCACGUCCGUAAAGUCACCUCGGACCGCAAACAGAACCCGCACGCCUCGCCCGCCGACGCCAUCGUCGAAGCGAACGCCUUGUCGGAGACGCUGUUCUCGACUCUGGAGUACUUGCAACAGCAGCCCCCCACGACAGGAGCUACGGCAGCGCAGAGGCCAAAGCCGCUAUCCCUACCCCUCCUGCCGUCACGGUGCGUCUUGCUCUCGGCAGGCGUCCUUCUCCACGACUUCUACUGCUGUCCCGCCUGUCCGGACGGCCGCCUCAAGAGCCCCGAGGAGACGGCGCAGCAGGCGCGUUCCGUUGACGUCUUGUUGAAGAUUAGCAAAGACGUUGCUGUGUUGUCGGAAGAGCUACUGCUUCUCGUCUCGCGGACGAAAAGGGACGGUGACGUUGAUGAUGACAUGGGCAUGAACAGUCAUGGCCACAACCGCAAUGACGGACAAAGCGGUGGCGGCAGCGACAUUGGCAGCGUGAGCCCGCUGAUUCUGGACGCGCUCUACGGCGCCGCGAAUACCCUCGCCUGGCUGCUCAGAGAGGAAGGGACGCUCGAGUGCGAGGACGAGAUGAAUGUCAUCAAGCGGUGUCUCGAGCGAUUGGGCUCACGGUGGAGGUUGGCGGGGGAGUAUGGGCGGAUGCUGGAGCAGCAGGAUUUCGCGAUGAUGAUGCAGGAGAAGGGCCACUCGACACUGAGAAUCAUAUGA